GAUUGGACGGAGGGCGGCGAUUCCUUCUGGCAAGAUUCCGGUAGAACCCACCGGAGGAGCCCCGGAGUAGCUUGAGGGGUCGGCGCACACGUUAUAGUGAAGGGGAAGAAGCUAUAGGCUUCUUUCGGAAGCCUCACCACAGACCUUUUUUUUUUCCUGUGUGUUGGACGGCUGCGGUGAAAGUGGGCGACCAUGCCGGUGUUCCACACCAAGACCAUCGAGAGUAUCCUGGAGCCGGUGGCCCAGCAGAUCUCUCACCUGGUCAUCAUGCACGAAGAGGGCGAGGUGGAUGGGAAAGCCAUCCCGGAUCUGACCGUGCCGGUGCAGGCGGUGCAGGCUGCAGUCAGCAACCUUGUGCGGGUUGGGAAGGAAACGGUUCAAACCACCGAGGACCAGGUGCUGAAGAGAGACAUGCCGCCUGCAUUCAUCAAGGUAGAGAACUCUUCAUCCAAACUGGUCCAAGCAUCCCAGAUGCUGAGGACUGACCCAUACUCAGUCCCUGCUCGAGAUUACCUAAUCGACGGAUCCAGAGGGAUUUUGUCUGCCACAUCUGACCUGCUGCUUACUUUUGAUGAGGCGGAGGUGCGUAAGAUCGUCCGUGUGUGCAAAGGUAUCCUGGAGUAUCUGACGGUAGCUGAAGUGGUGGAGACCAUGGAGGACCUCGUCACUUACACGAAAAAUCUGGGGCCAGGGAUGACCAAGAUGUCAAAGAUGAUUGAGGAGCGACAACAGGAGCUGACGCACCAGGAGCACAGACAGAUGCUAGUCAGCUCCAUGAGCACCGUUAAAGAGUUGCUUCCUGUCCUUAUAUCAGCGAUAAAGAUUUUCGUGGCAACCAAGAGCGGCCGAGGCACUGGCGUGGAGGAGGCCGAGAGGAACCGACUUUUCACCUUUGAGAAGAUGAGCGGCGAGAUCAACGAGAUCAUCAGAGUCCUGCAGCUCACCACGUGGGACGAAGACGCCUGGGCUAACAAGGAUAUGGAGGCACUGAGGCGAUCUUUGGCUUUGAUUGAAUCAAAGAUGAUCCAGGCUAAAACUUGGCUAAAAGACCCUUAUGGACAACCAGGAGAUCCCGGUGAGGUUGCUGUUCGUGUGAUUUUGGAUGAGGCGGGAAAGGUGGGAGAACUGUGUGCUGGGAAGGAGAGGAAGGACAUACUGGCGACACAUAAAGCUUUGAGUCAAAUGAUUGAUCAGAUUGCAGAGCUCAGAGUCAGAGGCCAAGGCUCGAGCCAGGCUUGCGUGCAGCGUGCAGGCCAGUGCUCUCAGGGCUUAGACUUGCUAUUUGGCAAAGUGGACAAUGCAGCUCGCAGACUGGAAGCUCUUAUUAACGCCAAGCAAGCCAUCGCCAGGAGGCUGGAUGCUGCGCAGGCCUGGCUGGCCGACCCUAACGGUGGUCCAGAGGGCGAGGAGAACAUCAGGGCGUUACUGGCAGAGGCCAAACGCAUCGCUGACCUGUGCGAGGACCCUAAAGACAGGGAGGACAUCCUGCGCUCCAUCAGCGAGAUCGCAGGCCUCACCGCCAGGCUUGUGGAGCUACGCAAACAGAUUAGAGUGCAGCCUCGUGUCACCAAUAUGUGGCCCAUUUUACCUGCCUGGACGUUAUGUUGUUGCAUGUCAACGUUGGGCGUCAGUCCCACAAUAAGAGGUAAAGGUGACAGUCCGGAGGCCCGUGCAUUGGCAAAGCAAAUCGGAGCGGCCCUGCUGAACUUGCAAGCCAAAACCAACCGGGCGGUGGCCAACAUGAGGCCCGCCAAGCCUGCAGUCACUCUGGAGGGGAAAAUGGAGCAAGCGCUACGCUGGGUUGCUAACCCUGGUGUGGAUGAUAGAGGUGUAGAAUAUGAGAGACUAGAGUGGAACACAGGUCAGGCAGCAAUCAGAGGGAUGGUUGGAGAAGGAAGGAGACUGGCAGGAGGCCUGUUGGGACCUUACCGCCAGGACAUGAUGGGUCGCUGCGACCGAGUAGAGGGUCUGAUGACAUCCUUGGCAGACAUGGCAGGCAGGGGCGAGGCUGAGGCCCCCCACGCUAGGGCGACGGCUGCGCAGCUACAUGACAGCCUCAAGGACCUGAGGCAGAAAAUGCAGCAGGUGAUGACCCAGGAAGUAUCAGAUGUCUUCAGCGACACCACCACGCCCAUCAAAUUGUUGGCCGUUGCUGCCACCGCUCCCGCUGACGCCCCCAACCGAGAGGAGGUGUUUGAUGAGCGGGCAGGGAAUUUUGAGGCCCACGCAGGCCGUCUCGGCGCGACUGCGGAGAAGGCGGCUGCUGUGGGAACAGCCAAUAAGGGCACAGUAGAAGGAAUUCACGCUGCUGUCAAACAUGCCCGCGAGCUCACACCGCAGGUGACUUCUGCUGCUCGUAUCUUGUUGAAGAAUCCGGGCAACAAGGCAGCGUACGAACACUUUGACACUAUGAAAAACCUGUGGAUUGACAAUGUGGAGAGACUCACAGGUCUGGUGGAUGAGGCCAUAGACACCAAGUCUCUGCUAGACGCCUCAGAGGAAGCCAUCAAAAAGGACAUUGACAAGUGCCGAGUUGCCAUGGCGAAUGUUCAGCCCCAAAUGCUUGUUGCCGGGGCAACAAGCAUCGCGCGGCGAGCCAAUCGGGUUCUGCUGGUGGCCAAGAGGGAAGUGGAGAACUCUGAAGAUCCGCGCUUUCGAGACUCUGUGAAACAUGCGUCAGACGUCUUGUCGCACACCAUCUCACCCAUGGUCAUGGACGCCAAGGCGGUGGCUGGCAACAUACUAGAUAAAGGGCUGCAGAAGGCCUAUUUGGAUUCCUGUUUGAGGAUUUUGGCUGCAGUGGGAAAAGUCAGAGAGGCUUUCCAACCUCCAGAGCUGGACUUUCCACCUCCACCACCUGACCUUGACCAGCUCCAAGUAAGCGAUGAGCAGGCUCCGCCAAAGCCCCCCUUGCCAGAGGGUGAGGUGCCGCCCCCUCGACCUCCUCCUCCAGAAGAAAAAGAUGACGAGUUCCCGGAGCAGAAGGCUGGAGAGGUGCUCAGCGAGCCCAUGAUGGUGGCUGCCAGACAGCUGCACGACGAGGCCCGCAAGUGGUCCAGCAAAGAGGCGGUGGAGGUAGACGAUGAAGAGGAAUUUACUGACGGCGAGGAUGACUAUGAGCCAGAGCUGCUGAUGAUGCCCUCCAACCAGCCUGUCAAUCAACCCAUGCUGGCAGCUGCCCAGUCUCUCCACCAGGAGGCGCGCAAGUGGUCCAGCAAGGGUAAUGACAUCAUCGCCGCCGCUAAGCGGAUGGCGUUGCUGAUGGCAGAGAUGUCCCGCCUGGUGCGCGGCGGCAGUGGCAACAAGCGAGCGCUCAUACAGUGCGCCAAGGACAUUGCCAAGGCUUCGGACGAGGUGACGAGACUCGCCAAGGAGGUGGCCAAGCAGUGCACGGACAGACGCAUCAGAACUAACCUGCUGCAGGUGUGUGAGAGGAUCCCCACCAUCAGCACUCAGUUGAAGAUCCUCUCCACUGUGAAAGCCACCAUGUUGGGUAGAACAAACAUUAGUGAAGAGGAGUCUGAACAGGCCACCGAGAUGCUGGUCCACAACGCCCAGAACCUGAUGCAGUCCGUGAAGGAGACCGUCCGGGAAGCGGAGGCGGCCUCCAUCAAGAUCCGUACGGACUCGGGCUGCACCCUGCGCUGGGUGCGCAAGACCCCCUGGUACCAGUGAACAAAUAGUGGCAGCACACACACUUUGAAUAAAAGCGGCGAGAUAGAUCUAGAUGAUUCUCCAUCAUCCUCUGUAGAUUGGCUUCAUUUUUAACUUGUUUUCCCCUUUAGUGGAGACACCAGAUUUGGAAUAUCUAUUUUUGGUAUGUUGUGUUAAAGAAAACAAAAAAAAACAGAUUUCAGGUAGCUAAUAUAUAUUUUCUGCAUGAGAAUGUUUUCUAUUUUUUAAACGCCGACAAUGAUGCUUUGUUUAUUAAUAGUUGUCUGUGUUGUGUGGACACUGAGCUUAAAGUCGCUGAUUUGAAACACUUAAGGGCGGAGCCUGGCGUGGACGGACCAGCACCUCCUCCUCUCAUGUUUACUUUCACUAUUUACGCUGCUCUGCAGGGGAAUUUAACAGUGUGAUGUCGAUUAUACUUGAAGAACUUUUAAGUCUUCUGGAAGUGUCUUGACUCUUAGACAAUGAAUCGUAUAAUAUAUUCAUAAAUAGUGUACGCUGGUAAAAUGACGGGUUUUUCAAGGUAGUAAAUGGUACAACUCAUCGUUAGUUAUAGUCAUGGUGUUAGUUUAUUUGGAACAUGCAUACAAUUACAAUAUGACACAUCACAUAUGUACACUUUCCCAUUACGGCGUGUCCGAAAAGAAGUAGGAAGAAGCAGAGCUUAUUUAAUCCUACCCCUUUACGUUUCGUCGCCUUUUCUAACACAUCUGUUUGCACUCAAUCUGGAACACAUCAGUGAAUAAAUACAUAAAUGAGUAAGUAAAUACAAAUAGAUACUGUGCAUAAACAGUUAUAUAAAGUUAAUAGGCAUGAUAAUUAAUUUGAUGAGUCUUAAGGCAGUGGUUCUCAAACCUCAAAACACUUGGCUUUCCUAGUACCACCAUAAUGAUCAACAUUAAAAUACAGUAGCAUAGUAGGCCUAAGUCAUACUUGCCAACCCUCCCGGAUUUUCCGGGAGACUCCCGAAAUUCAGCGCCUCUCCCGAAAACCUCCCGGGACAAAUUUUCUCCCCAAAUUCAGGCGGACCUGAGUGACGUGUCGACAGCCUGUUUUCACGUCCGCUUUCCCACAAUAUGAACAGCGUGCCUGCCCAAUCACGUUAUAACUGUAGAAUGAUCGAGGGCGAGUUCUUGGUUUCUUAUGUGGGUUUAUUGUUAGGCAGUUUCAUUAACGUCCUCCCAGCGCGGUAACAACACACAACAACAGCAGUCACGUUUUCGUCUACCGUAAAGCAGUUCGUCUGCCGUAAACAGCAAUGUUGUGACACUCUUACUGCCAUCUACUGUACAUGCAUAUGUGACAAUAACAUCUGCGGCUUUUAAAGAGUGCAGUGCACAACUGCGCACACAACAAGGAGAGGGUGUUCAGCAUGGUUAGAACAUUAGUGACAGAGAAUAGAACAAGGAUGGACAAUUCAACCCUUAACUCAACAAUGAGUAGAUGAGUGUUAUGUGUGUGUAUAUGUGUAAAUAAAUGAACACUGAAA
Nerophis lumbriciformis (worm pipefish) is the source of this 5161-nucleotide messenger RNA. Its product is annotated as vinculin-like. Gene Ontology annotation, biological process: cell adhesion. The record is from RefSeq and is a predicted model, not a curated record. NCBI's taxonomy places the organism in Eukaryota, Metazoa, Chordata, Actinopteri, Syngnathiformes, Syngnathidae. Gene Ontology annotation, cellular component: actin cytoskeleton. Gene Ontology annotation, molecular function: structural molecule activity; actin filament binding.